Molecule: messenger RNA, 351 nt
Organism: Henningerozyma blattae CBS 6284
Lineage: Eukaryota; Fungi; Ascomycota; Saccharomycetes; Saccharomycetales; Saccharomycetaceae
Gene: COA4
Product: Coa4p
Exons: 1
Coding region: 1-351 (116 amino acids)
Biological process (GO): mitochondrial respiratory chain complex IV assembly
Cellular component (GO): mitochondrial intermembrane space
Source: RefSeq, a predicted model, not a curated record
AUGUCAAAUAUAAAUAAAUCGAAAUAUUACAAUGAUGCACUUGAAGAGUACAAAGAUAUGGUCUCAGAUACUGAAAAGGACAACUGGGAUACGAGAAUUGAUGAUACUGGCUGCUACAUAGAAAACUUGGCUUUACAAUUAUGCCAUGCUGAAACAAAUGAUUGGAGAAAGUGCAUGCUAGAGAUGCAAGCCUUUAGAAGAUGUUGGGAAAUAAAGGGUAAUAGGGAUAGAGUUCCUACCAUUGAUAGAGAUGAUAUACCGAAGAGUGAUAGUAAAUUUGUGACUACUUCUGAUAUUCUGCAAACAUCUCUAAAUCCUACGACGGAUAUGACAUCAAGUGAGAAAAAGUGA